AUGCUGGUCAGCAGGAACCUUUUGAAGAAGGAGUCCGGCUGCACCCAAAGACCUCCGGUGGUGCAUCCUGGUCGAGCUCAUCGCCGCCGAUUGCUCAUUGCAGCGCUUCGCAAGCUGGAUGAUUCGCCCAUGCCGAACUCCAACAUGCGAGGCUCUUGCGUGGAAGGCCUUUGGGCGAUUAUGUUCAGUGGGCACUCUUCGAAGGAACGUAGCGCCCACCCGCAAGAGAUUCCUGUCCUCGUGGACACUCCGAUCAAAGAUGCAGCAUAUCCAGACUCUGACAGCGAGACUUCCAGCACAAUGACGCGGGUGUCCACUCGCAGCUGCACGGACUGUGAAUCCAACGCAUAG
Symbiodinium natans is the source of this 351-nucleotide messenger RNA. Lineage: Eukaryota; Dinophyceae; Suessiales; Symbiodiniaceae. The record is from the annotation of a GenBank genome assembly.